AUGAAUUGGUGUAGAGAAUUAGAUGUGAUGACAGCAGAACAAUUUAUGCUUCAGUACAAUUCCCUUUCAACCACAGCAAAAAAACAAUUGUUGACCAUUCCUGCUAUUAACAAUCAUCAAACAACCUGUACUUUUCCUUGGUCUGGAUUUAAUCUAUCCAGUUUACAAGAACGUAGUCCUCCAAUUACUCAAGCUGUUCCUUUGUCAUCUGGACCUGACUUGCCUCAUCCCGAUACAAAUGAUUUGGAUAUGACCAUACCAAUUGAAAACAAUCAACAAGAAGGUGAUGAACAACAAAAUGAACUUGUCCCAAAUAGAAGACGGAGAAUGGAUUCCACUGAUUCCAGUGAUUCAUACCAAACACCAAGAACUACUAAUAGGAGACAAUCAACAGAAACUCGAGUGAAUGAAUUUGAAGAUGUACAGAGGCUCUUACGAACAUUCGCAGAGCAGCGAAAGUACCAGCGAUACAGUGAUAAUCGACCAGUCCCUCAACCAGUAUUUGCUACAGCUCAAUACAAUGAAUUGCUUAAAGAACAACCAACAGAAGAUCAAGAGCUACUUGCUAAACUCUGUAUUGAUAUCAAAGAGAAUCUUUAUCUGGCCUAUGAAAAUGAAUCGAGAGCAAAUCUCCAUCAUUUUGUGGUAGCAGAGAAACUAGUAAAGCUAAAGGAGCGGAUUGAAAUUGAAAUGUUUGAUAGAAUGCUGCUAAAAGACUUUUCCAUAUCUAAAAAGAUUUUUGCUCGCUAUCUCAAAGGCAUGAAUUACGACCACGGCGAGAAAGAAAUCAAUGUCAGUGAUACAGAUUCAGAAGAUGAAAGUGUGUUAAUGACUAUUCCGGAAUUUCAAAAGUCUAGCCAUUGGUAUAAUUUCAAGCAGGCUGAUUUCCACAACAAAUCUGUCCCAUUUGUAGAUAAAAUUUCCAAGAAAGUGCUCGCAUAUCAGUUUUAA
Messenger RNA from Batrachochytrium dendrobatidis JAM81, 951 nucleotides. RefSeq lists its product as uncharacterized. Bases 1 to 951 code for a protein of 316 amino acids. The transcript is spliced from 3 exons. NCBI's taxonomy places the organism in Eukaryota, Fungi, Chytridiomycota, Chytridiomycetes, Rhizophydiales. The record is from RefSeq and is a predicted model, not a curated record.